UCCGGGACAUCAGGGGAGGCACGAGUUCGCUCUAGGAGUAAUCAGUUUCGGACUCGUAGUGGAACCAAGCGCUUGGGUCCCCGAUGCUGCACAAAUCACGGCGACCCCCGGUGGAGAUGAAGGCGGACUCCGAUUGGCUCUGAUUUUUAAAAGCCCUUUUCAUUCAGGAGGUUGCCCAUUAUCAACAUGGCUGAGCCUUCGGCCCCAGUACCCUCUGCAAAAAUGGCGUCACUUAGCCGGGUUCGAGCUCUGACGAUGAUUUUCUUAACUGUCAGCGGUUGUUUGGUCACCUCGACAAGUGGCAAGGAAGGCGGGGUAGAGUCGGACACGGUUAUCAUCGGGCUCCGGUUGGAGGACACGGACGACAUUUCCUUUAUGGAUAGGGGCUAUCUACGGGUGAGUGAACGGUCUCGUGUCAAAUUGAGGGUCUACGGGCAAAACAUAAACAACGAGACCUGGUCCAAAAUUGCAUUUACGGAACACGAGCAGAUCCGACCAGUCGGGGACAUCGACAGCUUAUCAGGGGACAACGGGAGCAAAGAGGAUACAUCCGCGCAUCCCUGCGGUAUCAGGACCUCGGAUAUAAUCAUCUUGCCCAACAUCAUUCUAAGUCGCAGGACGUCGGGAGUAGUUGAAAUCGAGGUCAAACCCCUUCGAAAAACCGAGAGGAGUAAAUCGUAUUACCUGUGCAUCGCCACCUCGACACCUGCCCAUCACGCCGCCGGCCUGCACGACCCAUGGACCGAAAACACCUGGAUUUACCACGACGGAGAUGACACGAAAGUGAUAGUUGUGGAGGAGAAGAGGUUUCUGCUCCCCUUCUGGCUUCAAGUCAUCUUUAUUUCCAUGUUGCUGUGUCUGUCAGGCAUGUUCAGCGGGUUGAACUUGGGACUGAUGGCACUGGACCCAAUGGAGCUCCAAAUAGUUCAGAAUUGUGGCACAGAGAUGGAGAAGAAUUAUGCCAAAAAGAUAGAGCCAGUUAGGAGCCAAGGGAAUUACCUGCUUUGCUCACUUCUCCUAGGCAACGUGCUCGUCAAUACAACUCUAACUAUCUUAUUUGAUGAUAUUGCAGGUUCUGGGCUGAUAGCUGUGGUGAUGUCAACUAUUGGAAUUGUCAUCUUUGGAGAGAUUGUCCCUCAAGCCAUAUGCUCAAGACAUGGCCUUGCCGUUGGAGCCAACACCAUUUUCCUCACCAAGUUUUUCAUGCUGCUCACCUUCCCUGCGUCAUACCCAGUGAGCAAACUUCUAGAUUACCUUUUGGGCCAAGAGAUAGGCACUGUGUACAACCGCGAGAAGCUUUUGGAGAUGCUCAGAGUCACGGAUCCGUACAAUGAUCUGGUCAAAGAGGAGUUGAACAUCAUUCAGGGCGCCUUGGAACUACGGACUAAGACUGUGGAGGACGUGAUGACCCCGCUAAGAGAUUGUUUUAUGAUUCCAGGUGAUGCUAUCCUCGACUUCAACACCAUGUCUGAAAUUAUGGAGAGCGGCUACACGCGCAUCCCCGUGUUCGAGGGCGAGAGGUCCAACAUUGUGGAUCUAUUGUUCGUGAAGGACCUGGCGUUUGUCGACCCAGAUGAUUCUACGCCGCUGAAAACCAUCACUAAGUUUUACAGCCAUCAGCUGCAUUUUGUGUUCAAUGACACCAGGCUGGAUGCCAUGCUGGAGGAGUUCAAGAAAGGUAAAUCCCACCUGGCCAUAGUUCAGAGGGUGAACAACGAGGGUGAGGGGGACCCCUUCUACGAGGUCCUGGGCAUCGUCACCCUGGAGGACAUAAUCGAGGAAAUCAUCAAGUCAGAGAUCCUGGACGAGACAGACUUGUACACUGACAACAAAACGAAGAAGAAAAUCACCCAUCGUGAGCGGAAGCAGGAUUUCUCAGCCUUCAAGCCCAACGACAGUGAAAUGAAGGUUAAAAUAUCACCUCAGCUUCUGCUGGCAACCCUGCGUUACCUAGCAACAGAGGUGGAGUCGUUCGGGCCGGUGCAGAUGUCAGAGAAGAUCCUGCUGCGUCUGCUCAAACACCCCAACGUGAUCCAGGAGCUGAAGUACGACGAGAAGAACAAGAGAGCACCAGAGCACUACCUCUUCCACAGGAACAAGCCUGUGGACUACUUCAUACUCAUCCUGCAGGGGAAGGUGGAGGUGGAGGCAGGGAAGGAAGGGAUGAAGUUUGAAGCAGGAGCGUUCUCCUCCUAUGGGAUGAUGGCUCUCACCACCUCUCCAGUCCCUCUCUCCCUGUCUCGUACCUUCGUUGUCAGUAGGGCUGAGUCCCUAGCAGGAUCUCCAGAGAACAGGUCCCCCCCGCGGCCGUUUGGCCUGAACCACUCAGACUCCCUGAACCGGAGUGACCGCAUCGAUGCCAUCACACCCACUCUGGGGAGCAGUAACAACCAGCUGAACGCCUUCCUACAGAUAUACAUGCCAGACUACUCUGUCAGGGCUGUGUCUGACCUGCAGUACAUCAAGGUGACCCGUCAGCAGUACCAGAACGCCCUGAUGGCGUCGCGCAUGGAUAAGACGCCCCAGUCGAUGGACAGUGAGUUCACCAAGAUCGAAUUGACUCUGACCACUGAGCUCCACGAUGGUGGAGGGGGAGGCGUCCUGGAGACGCCAGCUAUGGCCCACCACGAGACAGCCAGCCUGCUCAACCUCAACACACAGCCCCAGAACUGUCUGGCCCACAGGGUCAACCACACUGCGCACAAUGAGGGACCCAUCUAGCCCACACUGGGAUGGUGGGGACAGAGGGAGAGGAGGGAGGAGGGGUCUGGGGACAGGGGGAGAGGGUGAGAGGAGUGAGGAGGGAUGGUGUUAGUACCCUCUGGGCCAGGGCCUGGGCCUAAUCCUCCAACAUCCAAGGACCUCUAACCCCUACCCAUCACCCCCUUAUGGCUGGAAGAGCCUGGAGGGUUUGAGGGGAAGGACCUCUAACCCCUACCCACCACCCCCUUAUGGCUGGAAGACCCUGGAGAAUUUGAGGGGAAGGACCUCUAACCUCUACCCACCACCCCCUUAUGGCUGGAAGACCCUGAAGGAUUUGAGGGGAAGGACCUCUAACCCUUACUCACCACCCCCUAUGGAUUGAAGACCCUGGAGGAUUUGAGGGGAAGGACCUCUAACCCCUACCCACCACCCCCUUAUGGAUUGAAGACCCUGGAGGAUUUGAGGGGAAGGGGGCUACGGAGAUGUGUAUACUGAGCCCCAGCCUGAACCUCUACUCUCUACCCUCCACCACCCCUGUCUGAUUCCACAGCCUGGAACAGGAUACCCUUUGGGGUAGUGGGGAAGGGGGCUAAAGGGAUAGCACUCUGGGCCCUCACCCACCUCUAGAAGACCCUGUUAGGGUGGGCUUGGACCGUCCUCGGCCAAUCCAUCCGCUUAAAUACCCGGGAACCUGGUAUUCCAGUAGCUCGGAAAGAUGGACAACAGUGUGCAUGCCCCCCCAUUCCCUGACCACACACAAACACUUACACAUAAGUAUACACACUUUCCAGUCUGUUCUUGUUCAGGGAUUGGCAGUGGACUGUAGUAUUACUAGUACUACUACAACGAAGGACUUAAACGCACGCAAACAAAUAUGGUUAGUCAAAGACUGUACCAAAUACCGCUUUGAAGGAAACCAUGGAACCAUGAACCAAGAAUGUUUUUGUGCAUUUAUUUAUUAUAUAUAUACAGUGGGGAGAACAAGUAUUUGAUACACUGCUGAUUUUGCAGGUUUUCCUACUUACAAAGCAUGUAAUCCGUCAUU
Molecule: messenger RNA, 3748 nt
Organism: Oncorhynchus mykiss (rainbow trout)
Lineage: Eukaryota; Metazoa; Chordata; Actinopteri; Salmoniformes; Salmonidae
Gene: cnnm2b
Product: cyclin and CBS domain divalent metal cation transport mediator 2b
Biological process (GO): transport; magnesium ion homeostasis
Cellular component (GO): plasma membrane
Molecular function (GO): magnesium ion transmembrane transporter activity
Source: RefSeq, a predicted model, not a curated record